AUGCCUCCAAAUCUAAGAAAGAAGAGAAAGAGGCCAUCUAAGUCACUAGUGGAAGAUGAAAAAGAGAAUCAGUCAAAGUUGGUUGGAUUCAAGACUAGUAUUGUCAGACCAAUAGUAAAUCCAAAGUCAGAAAUACUGGAUUUAAAAACAUUAAGCGAUUCUAAAAACGACGAGAAUCUUAUAAAUACGUUGAAUCAAUUUGAUUUAGACCACAACUUUGGUCCAUGUAGUGAAAUUUCCAGAUCUCAAAGACUUGAAAGAGGCAAGAAAUUUGGGAUAUCUAUAGACUUGAAUAUAGAGAAGGCUAUAAAUGAUCAUUGCGGAGAUCAUAAUAGUGAAAUGUCAGUUUCAAUAAUAGAUAAACUUAUGAAGCACUACGUUGAUUAG
Cryptosporidium ubiquitum is the source of this 387-nucleotide messenger RNA. RefSeq lists its product as uncharacterized. Gene Ontology annotation, molecular function: DNA-directed DNA polymerase activity. The transcript has a single exon. The record is from RefSeq and is a predicted model, not a curated record. Gene Ontology annotation, cellular component: delta DNA polymerase complex. Bases 1 to 387 code for a protein of 128 amino acids. Lineage: Eukaryota; Apicomplexa; Conoidasida; Eucoccidiorida; Cryptosporidiidae. Gene Ontology annotation, biological process: DNA-templated DNA replication; DNA synthesis involved in DNA repair.